AUGUCAAACCCAGUUCAGUUCGUGCCAUUUCUUGAUCAAAAUUAUGAAGAUAUUCAACGUGAAUGUUUACGUAACAAAACUCUUUUUGUUGAUACGAAAUUUCCUCAUGAUCAAACCUUUCUCAGUGAUGAACAAGUGAAGAAGAAUAUCAUCUGGCGACGACCGUACGAAGUUACCGAUACACCGAAAUUCUUUCUGAACACUCCACAUCGUCGUGAUCCGGGACAAGGUGAUCUAUCCGAUUGCUGGUUUGUCGUUGCAGUGGCUAAUUUAACGCUUCACAAGCAAAUCUUCGAACGUGUCGUACCGGCAAACCAAACCUUUAAUAAACAGAAUGGCUACGUUGGUCUCUUUCAUUUUCGUUUCUGGCAAUUUGGUCUAUGGUACGACAUUGUCAUCGAUGAUUAUCUACCAUUUAAUAAGAAAACUCUCGAACCAUGGUGUUCAUGGAAUCGGCAAGAGCGAAACGAGUUCUGGGUGGCAUUAAUAGAAAAAGCUUAUGCGAAACUGAACGGUGGAUAUCGAAAUCUUAUUGGUGGUGCACCGAUCGAAGCAUUUACUGAUUUAACGGCAGGCGUCGAACAACGUUUCAAACUAAAUGAAUCAAUUAAAGAACGAAAGCAAUUCUUCAAUUUUAUUAUCGAUAGUUUGAAACAUUCGUGUCUUAUGGCUUGUUCGAUUAAUCCGAGAGCAGAUGGAUCCGAUUUGGAAGAAAUCAAACCAAAUGGUCUGGUCGUUGGCCAUUCAUACUCGGUCACGGCAGCAAGAUAUUUAAAAUAUAAGAAACAAAUAUUAUCGAUGAUUCGUCUACGGAAUCCAUGGGCUAAUGAAAUCGAAUGGGCGGGUGCCUGGCAUGACCGUGAUGCGAGAUGGAAUCAUUUAGAUGGCGAAGAAAAGAAAAGGAUGUCAUGGCAAGAUUCAGAUGAUGGAGAGUUUUGGAUGACAUUUCAAGACUUUUUUGUUGAAUUCGAUAUUCUGGAAAUUUGCCAUCUGUCUCCGGAUACAUUCCAAGAAGAAAUACAUCUCGACACAAACAUUCAAUCAGCUUCAAAUUCAGAUCCAAUGACAUCGUCAAUUUUCAAAAAUCAUCGUGCAUCUCUACGCAUGUCAAUUCCAACAUCUCUAAUAGCAGAUUAUCUUCCAUUCCAACGAAAAACAUGGUCAUGUUUAGCAUUUGAAGGAGAAUGGAUCGAAAAUGUAUCCAGUGGUGGUCGAUGCAUCACUGCGUGCGAACAUGGAUGCGAUUUCUGGAAAAAUCCACAAUACGAAAUCGAAACUAAUGCUGAAGAUUCAACUAUUAAAUGCGCCAUCGUUAUCUCCCUCAUGCAAAAGUACAAUCGCCUUCGAUUCACGAACAAUCCGAUUGAUCGUUAUGAUUACAUCCAAGCGCGGAUCUAUAGAGUAAAACUAGCGCCGACAACACCCAUUAGGAGGUCUCAUGGUCGUCGUUUGGAGAGAAAGACGUACGAAAACGAUGAUCUCGAAUUCAUUGGAUAUACAGGAUCGUACAUUAAUCGACGAGAAGUUACUUUAUACUUGCGGAUCACAUCGGGCAAAUAUGUCAUCGUUCCGAGUCUUUAUGAACCGAACAAAGCUGGCCAUUUCCUUCUACGAGUCUUUGUGGAAACCAAUUAUUCAGUUCAACGUUCAUCUAUUUCAUUCCCGUCAUCAAUUAACCAUCAAUUGACACGUUUAACAAUUGCAACUCCUGUCACUUCGUCGCCGAAAUCGAUGUCAACUCCAAUAAACCUUUGUAGUUGUUUAUGUCCUUCUGACAAACAGAAAGAGAAAAACGAAAUACAUUUUUUUCCAACAACUUAA
Messenger RNA from Adineta ricciae, 1821 nucleotides. NCBI's taxonomy places the organism in Eukaryota, Metazoa, Rotifera, Eurotatoria, Adinetida, Adinetidae. The record is from the annotation of a GenBank genome assembly.